AUGCUAAAAAAGGGAAAGUCUAGUGCUGAGGGACUCUAUGUUGAAAACCGAGGAAGGUCUAAGAAGCGGAAUGAUGGUAAAGACAAGGGAAAGACUAAGGAUCAGGGAGGAAGGUCUAAGUCUAGAAACAAAAAUGGCAAGAAAGGUACCUGUUUCAUUUGUGGCAAGGAGGGUCAUUGGAAGAGGGAAUGCCCAAUGCGUGGACAAAAGCAGAAUGAAAGCUCCUCUGUUAACACAGUAGCAGAGAUAAAGCAGCCUUUGGUCCUCACUGUGAGUUCUCAAUACACCAAGGAUGAGUGGGUUAUGGACUCCGGAUGUACCUUUCACAUUACACCAAACAAGGAGUUAAUGUUUGACUUGACAGAAUUUGAGGGAGGAAAAGUGCAUAUGGCAAAUAGCACAUACAGUGAAGUACAUGCCGGAUAUGAGUCGGAAUCUCAUCUCGUAUGGUAUGUUGGAGAAGUCAGGAUGUACCUACACAGGAGAAACUACAAAGUUACGUUCUUCAAAGAUGGUCAGAAGGUGAUUACUGGAAAAUACAAGAUGGCCUCUAUUUUCUCCAAGGAACAGUUUCUAAAGGGGAUGUAA
This is a messenger RNA of Microthlaspi erraticum, 588 nucleotides long. The record is from the annotation of a GenBank genome assembly. Lineage: Eukaryota; Viridiplantae; Streptophyta; Magnoliopsida; Brassicales; Brassicaceae.